GCUAUAGAGACAGGGCUGAACUGGAGUUGCACAGGCUGUGGCAGAAGUGACUGAUCAUAAAAAUCUUCCAUUUGUAAAUUAUUUUGAUGUAAGAGCGUCCCAAAUUCACAUUCCAGAGGCUGAAAACUCCAUGAGGAAGGCAAGAACAGUGGUACACUGUUCUACCACCCAAUGGCAUGCAAAUUCAAAUGGUUACAAAUACUAAAUGGGAAGGGGGACUGGACUGACCUGAUGGCCUCCAUUGUAAUCACUGUCCCCAGCACUUUCAUUGUAAGAAGCAUAACUAAGAGCUGGGACGCCAGGAUCUAACUGUGCAGGCUUGAGUGGGCCUUAAUUUCUCUGCACCACAGUUUCCCCAUCUGUAAGAGGCAGAAUCUCCUGUAUCUCAUGGCUUGUUUUAACAAAAACAAGUCCUCAGACCUGUGCCUGGCUGUGGCAGUGACCACCGACCCCAACAUUUGCUUUCCCCUUCCUCAUUAGUUUCAAAUGGCUUCCACGAUAUGCCGAAAAAGCACAUUUUAAAAACGCUAAAUAUUCAAAGCAAGUAUUUCUACUGAAAUACCGUUGUUUGGUAUUUGUGUUCAAUAAAAUCAAAAGCACGUUUUGUAUAGAUAGGAGAGUUGACUACAGAAAAUAUUUUCUUUCUCAAUUCAUAACUUGGCGGACAAUUUAGCUUUAAUUUUUAUUUUACACAUACAAAAUAUCCAUGAAAUAUUCAUAAGUAAUGAAUAGAUUAUUUCUUAAACAAAAAGUACUGCCAUGACCAAGGUAAGGGAAAAAUAACUUCACCUCACUUCUUCCCGCUUGGGUGUGUAUUAGUGAUGACAUGCAACUUCCCGGAACACUAAGUACAGUCACAAACACUUGUCCUCAGUGAAACAGAUAGAAAAAAGUGGCUUAUAGAAAAUCAAAUGAAACUAGCAUUAAAAAAUGAAAACUACAUGUAUUUCCACUGUGAAUAAACUUCCACACAAAGCCAGGUUGCCUGAGCUCAUUCUCAGAAGGAGGAAUAUGAUUCAUCUAUUAAAAGAUUAAUUCUCACUAUUCUAAAAAUUAAAUAGAACUCUGAGAACAAGGGCACUUCAGUGCUUUCACAUUUGGCAAUCCAGACACAGAAACUGUGGUCUGGGUAGAUUUUUAAGUACAAUUGUUUGUACUUUUCAAUUGUGUCUACAACCUUAAAGUGAACCAGCGAAGUAAACAUAUAAAGAGACCUAACUAAAAAAAGCAAAACAGAAACUGUCAAAAAUCUUUCAUCCCAGUUUUUCUCCAUGCCAUGGUAAAAUCAUUCACCACUGUUUGCAGUCAACUCCACUCAUCUCUAAAUUCUCUCCCUUUCAUCUCCUCUACCCUCCAGUGGAUGUAAACCCUGAUCACUUCUCACUUACUUGUCUGCAAAUAUAUCUUUUCUACAAGUAUGUUCUUCAGUGAGUCCUGUACAAUGUUGAAGCAUACAUAUCUUAAAAGAAAGAUCCUUUCCUAGCACUAUGAUGAUGAAGCUCACAGUGGUUCUUAACAUAAAAUGUUUGAGAAACAUUUGCUUUUUCCCUCAUAGUUUAUAAUUUAUGGUCUUCACUGGCAAAAAUAAUAAUUAUGUGAAUUUGGGAGAAUGUCAGAAUACCUGAGACGUGACCAAUAUCAUCAUAAGCAUCUUUACAUUUUUUUCAAAAGUCUCCUUAGACUUUCCCUAAAUUCUCCCUAGCUAGAUACUUCUCAUUUCAUCUUUUGAGACAUUUUUCUUUUUAAAAACUAAUACCAAGAGAUUAAUUUUAGAUCCUGGAAAGGUAUCUUCUUUUUUCUUAUCUAGAAAACUGACCAAGUAUUAUUAAAAGAAACCAAAGCACCUACCAAGCCAAUGAAGCAUUAGAAGAAACCAGACCCUAAAUAACCAGGCAAUGGCUUUGCAUUUACACAUCAACUUUGAACCAGAAAAUUCAGAACUCUUGAAAAUAUGUUUGUUAGGUCCCCCACCAUGCUAGGCUUCUUUCAAACAUUCAGUUAGUUCUGCCACAGACACAAUGAACAUUUAACCAAACAACUUAAAUACACACUGUAGGGUUCCUUUACACACAAUCUAUUAAUUACUAAAUACUAUUUCAAUUCAUUAGGCUGUUUGAGUCAAACAGACAAAUACUUAUUACAAGUCUAAUCUCAUAAAUUGAAUAUAUAAUAUAUUCUUCAAUGAAAAAUUAUAAACUAUAAAAUAGUAUGAAUAACAUCUAAGUGGAAAUACAUAAGCAUAGAAAAAAUUUAAAACUUAUGUACCAAAAAUAUUAACAGUAAUUAUCUCUCUGCAUAAUGAUGUUCCUUUUUUAUUUCUAUUUCCAGAUUUUUCUAUAAUGAACACAAAAUAAGAUAAAUAAAAUAUAUACAUUAGCUGACUCUGUAAAACACAUCUUUUUACUUCUUUUUUUAAUAAUAGGUGUCUCAGCAGGAAUAAAAACUGCAACUAUUUUUUAAAUUUUAACUUUGAAAUGCUGUGUUACUAUAUAUACUGAAAAAAUAUUUGCUUAAACACCUUAUAUCUUUAAUUAUUAAUCCCCAUCAAGGCAUGAAGAGUGAUAUUCUUUGAAAUCAUUAUGACACAAAACAUACCUUGGAUACUUUAAAAAAAAAAAAGGCUAGGUACUAAAUGAAGAUCUUUUCUCUAAAAAAUAUGACAAAUAAAUUGCUUAAGAAAGCAUACAUGAAAUUGUAUACAUUAAAAAAACUUCUUUAGGAGACUUUCAUAAAGUUAAACUACUUGCAAACCACAGUUUCAUCUACGUCAAUAUGCAACAUUUUAAAACCACACAAAAAGGAAAGGAAAUUUUUAGUAAAGCCAGCAGCCUGCAAUGGGGUUGCUACUGCUGCGGCUAACCAAACAGCUCAUGCUUCUCUGAAGACUUGCAGCAAGGCUUGCUGAGGCUCACAGAAGAUAGCCCCAGUGUUUUGGAGUGGUUUUGAAUGUGAUUCUGAGAUCAGACUGACUGAGCUGGAAUCCUGGCUUUAUAUCUUACCAGCUACACAACCUUGGAGUCUUAGAAAUUUUUUCUUUUCAAUAAGCAGUCAUCCUUACUUUCCCUCAAGAUGACAAACAGUUCGUUCUUCUGCCCAGUUUAUAAAGAUCUGGAGCCAUUCACGUAUUUUUUUUAUUUAGUUUUCCUUGUUGGAAUUAUUGGAAGUUGUUUUGCAACCUGGGCUUUUAUACAGAAGAAUACGAAUCACAGGUGUGUGAGCAUCUACUUAAUUAAUUUGCUUACAGCCGAUUUCCUGCUUACUCUGGCAUUACCAGUGAAAAUUGUUGUUGACUUGGGUGUGGCACCUUGGAAGCUGAAGAUAUUCCACUGCCAAGUAACAGCCUGCCUCAUCUAUAUCAAUAUGUAUUUAUCAAUUAUCUUCUUAGCAUUUGUCAGCAUUGACCGCUGUCUUCAGCUGACACACAGCUGCAAGAUCUACCGAAUACAAGAACCCGGAUUUGCCAAAAUGAUAUCAACCGUUGUGUGGCUAAUGGUCCUUCUUAUAAUGGUGCCAAAUAUGAUGAUUCCCAUCAAAGACAUCAAGGAAAAGUCAAAUGUGGGUUGUAUGGAGUUUAAAAAGGAAUUUGGAAGAAAUUGGCAUUUGCUGACAAAUUUCAUAUGUGUAGCAAUAUUUUUAAAUUUCUCAGCCAUCAUUUUAAUAUCCAAUUGCCUUGUAAUUCGACAGCUCUACAGAAACAAAGAUAAUGAAAAUUACCCAAAUGUGAAAAAGGCUCUCAUCAACAUACUUUUAGUGACCACGGGCUACAUCAUAUGCUUUGUUCCUUACCACAUUGUCCGAAUCCCGUAUACCCUCAGCCAGACAGAAGUCAUAACUGAUUGCUCAACCAGGAUUUCACUCUUCAAAGCCAAAGAGGCUACACUGCUCCUGGCUGUGUCGAACCUGUGCUUUGAUCCUAUCCUGUACUAUCACCUCUCAAAAGCAUUCCGCUCAAAGGUCACUGAGACUUUUGCCUCACCUAAAGAGACCAAGGCUCAGAAAGAAAAAUUAAGAUGUGAAAAUAAUGCAUAAAAGACAGGAUUUUUUGUGCUACCAAUUCUGGCCUUACUGGACCAUAAAGUUAAUUAUAGCUUUGAAAGAUUUAAAAAAAAAAACAACUCAGUACGAAAAAAUACAGUUAGCUAGCAAAUAUGGACAGGUUUACUUAGAAAUCCUGUUUCUAAAUGCAAGUCAAGCUUUAUUGUUAGGCUUGCUGCUACUCAUUAACCCAAAUAUUUGUACAAAAAACUAAAGAGUCUCAUUGAACGAAUGUAAAAUCCUGCAAUAUCCUUGAAAUCCAAAAGAGGUCCAUGACAUAGACCCAAAGGUAUUCAUGAGUUAUUCAUUUAAAUGCCUGGAACUGACUUCUUGAUAAAAAUAUAAAAAAUAAUUUCCAUGUAAGUUACCAGAAAGCCCACCAGCAACAUAAUUUUAAAGCCUUUCAGAUUACUUUUAAAAAAUGCAGCUUACAUAAAACAACUUGUGCCUAUUUUAUUUCUAAUCCAUCACUUCAAAAGAUGGUAAUCUUUCAACUCAUUACUCCUCCAAUUUUUAAUGUCGAAUUUUUUUCUAACACAAUAACCAAAAGCUUUUAUUUAUAAAAAGGCUUGAAAAAUACAGACAAUCUUUAAUGUAUUAUUUGUAAUUAUAUUCUAUCUGUAGGUUAUAAUAAAGGCUUCCUGAUGUUAGUAAUAAUACAUUUAGUGACUUCUCAUUUCUAUUUUGAAGUAACAUGAAACACAGAGGCCCUGUAACAUUUCAGAGGGAGUUGUUAAGUUAUACUAACUACUGAAACUAGUGUUUUGGAACUAGAAAAUCACAUCGAUAGCACAUCAAUGGUAAAACAGCACCAGUCAGAUGGUCUUUAUAAAACAGAUACACUGACUUCACAUAGCAAGGCCGUGUUAGGAAUGUAGCACAGGCUGAGCUACUCAGUGCCACCCAGGUCCAGAAAGAUGAACCUGACUCCACGUAGGGCCCCAGUUUAAAGUAUAGGUGACUCCAGCCGGGCGUGGUGGCUCACACACUUUGGGAGGCUGAGGUGGGCGGAUCUCAGGUCAAGGGUCAGAGAUUAGCCUGGCCCACAUGAUGAAACCCCCUCUGUACUAAAAAUACAAAAUUUAGCCUGCUGUGAUAGUGCACGCCUGUAAUCUCAGCGACUUGGGAGGCUGAGGCAGGAGAAUCAUUUGAACCUGGGAGGCAGAGGUUGCAGUGAGCUGAGACUGCGCCACUGCACUCCGGCCUGGGCAAAAAGAGCGAGACUCUGUCUCAAAUAAAUAAGUAAAUAAAUAAAUCACAAUAAAGUAUAAGCUGACUCCAGCUCUCAGAGUCACAACUCUGAUCAAAUUCUCUCCACUGCUGGUGAUGCAGAAAGAAUACACAGCAUUAAAUAAAAGACUUAUUAGGAAAAAGAAUAUUGGAAAAAUUUAGAUAAGCAUACAUGAUGACUUUGUGUUUUUUAUUUCAUUAGUAAAAUAAGCCCAUAUAAAAACCGCUGGUAAAUCCAUUUGCAUUAGCUGCAAUGAUUAAGAAAUGGUGUUCCUGAAAGCUAGGAAAACAAGUUUGAUUCCAAACUUAUUUUUGCAUUUCACAAAUUAUUUUCUAAAGCUUGAAAAUCCUAUCUACAAUUCCAUAAAAAUAUUCUGACUCUGCAGUGAAUAAUAAAUGAGAAAAUGCAUGAAGUGCCUAUUACAAAACAUACAACAAGAUAAUGCUAUACAAUUCUAGCUAGCUAAUGAUAAUGACAGAAACUCCAGCAGCCUCACACAUCUGACACAGUGUAAAUGACUUACCUCAGUUGCAGGCUGUAGAAUGCCUAUCCACUAGAACCUGUGUUUGCUGGUAGUCUAGGAAACAUGGUUCACUAAUGGGCAGAUCAAGUAUUAUUCACAGAAUAGCAUCAUGAAACUAUUUUUUCUGAAUCUUUGGUCAAGCCCCCUUUAGUCCUCUUCUCUUUGGUCUUCAUUUAGUAGGGCCCCAUAUGACAGAUGGGGACAUGGAAAACACUUUUCUUAACCAUAUUUUUAUAGUCUCCUCACAUGCAAUGAGAAGCUAGUCAGAUUUUCUCUUUUUAUUAAGGGGAAAAAAACAGACAGUAGCAUUCCUAAAGUCAGUGUUAUAUUAGCAUAUCCUUUGGCUUCUUCUGAAUUGAACUCAUGGUAACAGGGAGUUUAGGGCAACCAGUGGUGGAAGGCUAUUAAAAAAUGUAUCCUACAAUAUCAAUUGUCUAGCAGUUCUUUCAUGAAUUGUUAUAGUUAAAUUAUCUCAUGAUUCAUUAUGACAUGUGGUCACUGAAAAUCAUUUAAGCUCUUUCUUCCAAGGAAGUAGAAUGUUAAAUGCAGGGAAAGGCUGUAAAACCAAGGUCACAGGAACAACAGAAUAAAGAAGCUGAGGCUUAGUGUCCAGCUCUGACACCCAGACACCUGGGAGAGAGACAUGCAAAGCUCUGUUUACCCAAGAAAGGAACACAUAACCCUCAACCAUUCAACCAGUUUCAAACACUUUCAACAUUUUGCCAUCUUUGCUUAAUUUAUCACCCCCCUUAAUUCUUUCUUUUAAAUAAACUUUUUAUUAGAGUAAUUUCCAAUUUACAGAGAAGUUGCAAAAUAGUACAGAGAGUUCCAUACGCCAUUCAGCCAGUUUUCUCUAAUGUAAAUGACUUAAGAGAACCACAGUACAUUUGGUGAAACUAAGAAGUUAACAUUGGUAUAUUACUAUUAAAUAAACUCCGGAUGUUAAUAUUGUCUCCCUUUUUUACCCAGAAUAUUUUAAAAACAAAUCCCAGACAUCAUGAUAGUUCAUCUAUAAAUUCUUCAGGAUACAUCUCUAAAAUAUAAGGCUACCCUUUCUGCUCCCCUAAAUAAACUGUGAGAUUAUUCCAUUAUAUUAUAAAUGAAUAAUGUCUGUAGGUAACAGUAGAAAAGCACAGAUAUUAUUCAGGCAGUGAUAAAUAAGAACAAACUUUGGCAAGUUUUGACAUAUCCCUGGACAUAGAAAAAUUAACAAAAAAUGGAUUAAUUGUAAUAAGGAAAAAAAUAUGGGUUUGAUAAUUUGACAAGUUUUGAAAUGGCCCUGGACAUAGAAAAAUUACAAAAAAAAGAGACUUUUAACUGUAAUAAGAAAAAAAUAAAUGGGUUUGGUAAUUUUGAAAGUCAUUUCAGGAGAUAUUCCAAAAUACCAAAAUAAAUAAAUAAAUAAAUAACUUAACAGAAUACUUUGUUUUGCUGAUAAAAACUCCUAGAAGAUACCCAGAAAGUAAUGUAAUACAUCUACAAUUACUUUUUCUAUUUUGAGACAGAGUCUCGCUCUGUCGCCCAGGCUGGAGUGCAGUGGUGUGAUCUCGGCUCACUGCAAGGUCCACCUCCGGGGUUCACGCCAUUCUCCUGCCUCAGCCUCCUGAGAAGCUGGGACUACAGGCGCCCGCCACCAGGCCUGCUAAUUUUUUGUAUUUUUAGUAGAUACGGGGUUUCACCAUGUUAGCCAGGAUGGUCUCGAUCUCCUGAUCUCGUGAUCCGCCCACCUCGGCCUCCCAAAGUGCUGGGAUUACAGGCAUGAGCCACCACGCCCGGCCCAAUUAUGCUUUUU
Molecule: messenger RNA, 7581 nt
Organism: Pan troglodytes (chimpanzee)
Lineage: Eukaryota; Metazoa; Chordata; Mammalia; Primates; Hominidae
Gene: GPR171
Product: G protein-coupled receptor 171
Exons: 3
Coding region: 3070-4029 (319 amino acids)
Biological process (GO): G protein-coupled receptor signaling pathway
Cellular component (GO): membrane
Molecular function (GO): G protein-coupled purinergic nucleotide receptor activity
Source: RefSeq, a predicted model, not a curated record